UAAGGAGCCUAGUCAGUUGAGGAUUGGUCCCUGCUGUCGCGCCAGAGCUGUUACAGGGUGCCGGGGCAUCUCAGUGGACCAUGGAGACACCCAUUUGUCUGGUGCGAAACUGGAAAGAAGAGCUGACGGUAAACCCGGAGGCUAUAAGCAUUCUUGAGAAGAUAUCUCAGCCUCUGGUGGUGGUGGCCAUUGUUGGCUUAUACCGGACAGGGAAGUCCUACCUCAUGAACCGUCUUGCAGGACAGAACCAUGGCUUUUCCUUGGGUUCCACAGUGCAGUCUGAAACCAAGGGAAUCUGGAUGUGGUGUGUGCCUCACCCCACCAAGCCAACCCAUACCCUGGUCCUUCUGGACACAGAGGGUCUUGGUGAUAUAGAAAAGGGUGACCCUAAGAAUGACUCAUGGAUCUUUGCUUUGGCUGUGCUUUUAAGCAGCACCUUUGUCUACAACAGCAUGAACACCAUCAACCACCAGGCCCUGGAGCAGCUGCAUUAUGUGACUGAAUUAACACAACUAAUCCGGGCAAAGGCCAGCCCCAGAGAGGAUGAAGUAAAGGACUCUAGUGAGUUUGUGAGCUUCUUUCCGGACUUUGUCUGGACUGUUCGGGAUUUCACUCUGGAGCUGAAGUUAGAUGGACGCGUUAUCACAGCAGAUGAGUACCUGGAGAAUGCCCUGAAGCUGAUUCCAGGAAACAAUCCCAAAGUCCAAAAGUCCAACACCACUAGAGAAUGUAUCAGAUAUUUCUUUCCAGUACGGAGGUGCUUUGUCUUUGACCGGCCUACAAGAGACAAAAGUUUACUAUCUCAAAUUGAAAAAGUUCCAGAAAAUGAACUGGAAUGGAAUUUCCAGGUAGAAUCAAAAAAGUUCUGUUCCUACAUCUUCACCAAUGCAAAGAUCAAGACGCUGAGAGGGGGGAUUACUGUCACAGGAAACCGACUGGGGACUCUGGUGAAGACCUACUUGGAUGCCAUCAAGAGUGGGACUGUGCCUUGCUUGGAGAAUGCAGUGAUGACCCUGGCUCAGCGUGAGAACUCGGCAGCUGUGCAGAAGGCAGCUGAUCAUUACAGUGAGCAGAUGGCCCAGCAACUGAGGCUCCCAACAGACACUCUCCAAGAGCUUCUGGAUGUACAUGUAGACUGUGAGAAGGAAGCCAUUGCUGUUUUCAUGGAUCACUCCUUCAAGGACGAUGAGCAAGAGUUCCAGAGGAGACUGGUGGCUGUCAUAGAAGAAAGGAAGGAAGCUUUCAUGCAACAGAAUGAAACAGCAUCUGUCAGUCACUGCCAGGCUGAGCUGGACAAGCUUGCAGAGUCCCUGAGGAUGAGUGUCUCAAGUGGAGCUUUCUCUGUUCCUGGCGGACACAGUCUCUACAUAGAGGCCAGGAAGAAGGUGGAGCAGAACUAUGAGCGAGUGCCCCGGAAGGGAGUAAAGGCAAAUGAGGUUCUCAAGAGCUUCCUACAGUCACAGGGUACUGUAGAGAAUUCCAUCCUGAAGUCAGACAAAGCCCUUACAGAUGGACAGAAGGCCAUAGCAGCUGAGAGGACAAAGAAGGAGGUGGCUGAGAAGGAACGAGAGCUGCUGAGACAGAAACAGGAGGAGCAAGAGCAAGUGAUGGAAGCUCAAGAGAGAAGCUUCCGAGAAAACAUUGCUAAACUUCAAGAGAAGAUGGAGAAGGAAAGGGAGACUCUUCUGGGUGAGCAGGAGAAGAUGUUGGAGCACAAGUUGAAGAUCCAAGAAGAACUUCUUGUUGAAGGAUUUAAAAAGAAGUCUGAAAUGUUAAUGAAUGAAAUAAGUCAUCUGAGAGAAGAGAUUGAGAGAACUAAAAACAAACCCUCACUGUUUGCACAAAUUUUUGACACAGUUGGCAAUGCGUUCCUUAUUGUUUUACCAGGAGCUGGUAAAUUAUUGGGUGUAGGGAUGAAGGUUCUCAGCUCAUUUAUGAGAUAGCCUGGGAGUUCCUGGGAAGGGAUUGAUAAAGCUAUGAUUCUAUUAUUUUGAUACCACAACUAUAUGCCUUGUUUUAAAACUGCAUGCGCUACUUUAAUAAGCAGUGCUAUAUAUGAGGUCUGAACUCCCACUAUUGCUAAAUAAUCAAAGAGACACCACCUUAUUUGAGUUGAGAGUCAGUAUCAUUUCAUUAGCAGUUACAAUCAAGAUUAAAAAUACAAAUCAUUGGCUCAAAAAUACAAGAAAUGACAUUCAUAAAUCCAAUCAAAUUUCAUUGACAUAAUCUAUAUAGUAAAGUGGAAAACCAGUCAGAAUAUAGUGAAAUUAUUUCUAGAAAGGAUGUAAGUAAAAAAGAAAAAUGGUCCAAUGGAAAAGUGUGGCAAUUGUACCCCAGUUAUACAAAUAAUUCAUUGUGAAGAACUCCUGUAAAAAUUAACAAGUAGAUAAAUUUUAGGACAAAGUAUGAGA
Messenger RNA from Chionomys nivalis (European snow vole), 2411 nucleotides. RefSeq names its product guanylate-binding protein 3-like. The coding region runs from base 81 to 1943 and encodes 620 amino acids. NCBI's taxonomy places the organism in Eukaryota, Metazoa, Chordata, Mammalia, Rodentia, Cricetidae. The record is from RefSeq and is a predicted model, not a curated record. Gene Ontology annotation, biological process: defense response to protozoan; defense response to Gram-positive bacterium. The transcript is spliced from 11 exons. Gene Ontology annotation, molecular function: GTP binding; GTPase activity.